Adineta ricciae is the source of this 1380-nucleotide messenger RNA. The record is from the annotation of a GenBank genome assembly. Lineage: Eukaryota; Metazoa; Rotifera; Eurotatoria; Adinetida; Adinetidae.
AUGUUUUUAACUAUGUCAUCAUCAUCAUCAUCAUCACCAAUCUCAUCAUCCGCAUCUGCAACGGCUUCUUCCGAUGUUUUACCUCAGCAAAUUGGAAAAGCUUUUGUUGUUCAAUAUUAUCGUCUUCUUCAUGAACAUCCCGAGUCCUUACAUCGAUUCUAUUCAUCUGCAUCGACAUUUUUGCACGAUGAUCCUCAAAAGACAGCACAAGGAAUUGAAAAUAUUGCUAAACGUAUUGGUGAAUUGUCACUAAAACAACGUCAUGUGAAAAUUCGUCAAGUUGAUUGUCAUUCAACAGUUGGCUCAUCCGUUGUUGUGCAAGUUUGUGGUGAAAUCUCACUAUCACCGGUAACAGAUGGUCAACCACCAGUUAUGAAACGUUUUGUUCAAACAUUUAUUCUUGCACCGACUGAGAAUGCUAAACAAAAGUAUUAUGUGCAUAAUGAUAUGUUUCGAUAUCAGGAUGGAACAUUGCAGAGUUUAACAACAGAAAAUACCGCCACUACAAAGACGAUAGCAACGCCAGAAAGUAAAAAAGUGAUAGUAUCAGAAAGUACACCUCCGAAACCACCUAAAAGUCCGGCUGUACAAAUACCGGUGACACCACUCUCAUCUGCAGUGAAAAUCGAAUUUUCGGACAAUACAAUAACGAAGAAUGAAGCGAGUCCUACGAAAGAACCACCGUCAAAACCUAAAUCCUACCGAGACGCAAUUGGAAAGAAAGAAAAAGUAGCAUCAACACCUACCAACGACACUCAAUCACUGCCAUCGUCAACAACCGCAGCAGCACCAACUGCGGCACCCACAGGAACAGUGAAGGUAGCAAAAUCCGGUAAACAAAAAGCAUCGAAAGCCGGCAACAAGAAUGCACGCGCUGCACGCGGUCAUCCCCAAGACGCGAAUGAUUAUUAUGAUGAUUCAUGGUACUAUGGAGGAGCGGAAGGUUAUUUACAUACCGGUUAUGUCGACGAUCAAGAAGUAUUUGUUGGAAAUCUUUCUGCUCAAGUCACUGAAGAAGAAAUUCAUGAAUUAUUUCGACCCUAUGGUCGUUUACUUCUUGUUCGUAUUGGAAACACGGGAUCUCAAGUUGGUGCAGCAAAUUUCGCUUUUGUUGUUUGCGAAUCAAUUGAAAUGGCAAAAGCAAUUGUUGCUGAUCAUGAUACUCUUCUCAAGAACCAAAAAGUCAAUGUUGAAGCAAAAAAACGCCGUCCAUUUCCACAUACAUUUCGUCCAACCUAUCCAACUGCUGCUUCUCCAACAAAUUAUCAAUCAACUGGUUAUCCUGCGUCGUUCUACGAAAAUUCAACAUCAGCACCAUUUUAUGAUGGAGGGGCUCGUGGCCGAGGAACACGACGUGGCGGAAAAGGCGGAACACAUUAG